This is a messenger RNA of Penicillium canariense, 267 nucleotides long. RefSeq names its product 60S ribosomal protein eL30. Gene Ontology annotation, molecular function: structural constituent of ribosome; RNA binding. Gene Ontology annotation, cellular component: cytosolic large ribosomal subunit. The transcript has 3 exons. NCBI's taxonomy places the organism in Eukaryota, Fungi, Ascomycota, Eurotiomycetes, Eurotiales, Aspergillaceae. The record is from RefSeq and is a predicted model, not a curated record. Bases 1 to 267 code for a protein of 88 amino acids.
AUGGCCCCCACCAAGAAGUCCAAGAAGGGUUCCGACAACCUCAACUCCAGGCUCGCCCUGGUGAUGAAGUCCGGUAAGGUCACCCUGGGUGCUAAGUCUACCAUGAAGACUCUGCGCUCCGGCAAGGCCAAGCUGGUCAUCAUCGCUGCCAACACCCCCCCCUCUCCGCAAAUCGAGCUCGGUACCGCCUGCGGUAAGCUCUUCCGUUGCGCCACCAUGGCCGUCCUCGACGCCGGUGACUCCGACAUCCUCACUGGCACCCAGUAA